AUGAGUGAACCUCAAGCAGACCGUAUCUUAUCAAUUGCAAAUCAAGAGACAGUAAAUAGAUUAUUCAGAGUAUGCUAUAAAUAGAUUACAGGUUAAAAAUAAAUUGAAUAAUUAGGUUAAAGACCUGUUGGUAAAUUUUAAGAUAGCGAUCAUCAAGCUGUAUUGAAUUGUCACAGGAGAAUGGUUGAGGUACUAAAAAUUGUUGCACCUGCAAUUGUACCUUUAAGAGAAGAAUGA
Molecule: messenger RNA, 237 nt
Organism: Paramecium pentaurelia
Lineage: Eukaryota; Ciliophora; Oligohymenophorea; Peniculida; Parameciidae
Source: the annotation of a GenBank genome assembly